Molecule: messenger RNA, 2008 nt
Organism: Quercus robur (English oak)
Lineage: Eukaryota; Viridiplantae; Streptophyta; Magnoliopsida; Fagales; Fagaceae
Exons: 9
Coding region: 64-1521 (485 amino acids)
Source: RefSeq, a predicted model, not a curated record
AGUAGAUAAACCCAAAGCUUUUUAUCCUCACACUCCAUUUCCUUCUCCCUCCAAAAAAAAACCAUGCCCACCUCAUCCUCCAUUCACUCCUUUCCUUCUUCUCUCAUUUCCAAACCCCUAAAACCCUUAAAACCCUCAUUCCUCACCACCUUCUUCCCCAAAACCCUGACCCUAACCUGCACCACAUCCCAGCCCAGUAAAAGACCCACCUCCAAAAACAGCAGGAAAUCAUCAUAUGGUACCUCCAGAAGGUCUAGUCUCAAGAAAACCUUCAACCAGGAGCAAGUUGUGUUCACUGCUCCCGUCUCCGACGACCCCGUCGUCGCGAUUAUCGGCGGAGGGAUGGCCGGUCUGGUUUGUGCCUUGAAUUUGGAGAAGAGAGGGGUCCGGUCCACGGUUUUCGACACGGGGAUUCAUGGUUUGGGAGGACGAAUGGGAACCAGAAUAAUUGACCCUCAGCCAUUGAUAUUUGACCAUGCGGCUCAGUUCUUUACAGUGAGUGAUUCUCAGUUUGCUGAGUUGGUGGAUAGCUGGUUGGAGAAAGGUCUGGUUCAAGAGUGGCAGGGUAUAAUUGGGAAGCUUGACGUAGGUGGUCAGUUUGUUUCACUUCCUUCUUCACCUCCAAGAUAUGUAGGUGUUAAUGGCAUGCGCCCCCUUGCUGACUCAUUACUGUCUGAGACUUCUUUGGUUAAUGUGGUGAGACCUUGCUGGAUAAGUAAACUUGAUCCAUUUAAUGGGAUGUGGUACUUGAGUGAAAACGGAAAACCUCAGGGACAGUUUGAUGCGAUUGUCAUUGCACAUAAUGGAAAGUGUGCAAAUCGCUUGCUUGCAUCGUCAGGCUUGCCACUAAUUGCAAGACAGAUGAAGAGGCUGGAAUUAAGUUCUAUAUGGGCCCUCCUUGCAGCAUUUAAGGACCCUCUUCCUAUCCCAGGUGGUGCAGCUUCAUCUCCUUUUGAAGGAGCUUUUGUCAAAGGGGUUGAUUCUGUCUCAUGGAUGGCAAACAAUACCAAGAAACUUCUGCAUUCCCAAAGCAGUGGCCCUCACUGUUGGACCUUUCUUAGUACUGCAGCUUAUGGAAAGCGGAACAAGGUUCCACAGGAAAACAUCCCAAAUGCAACAGCAGAGAAGGUGAAGGCAGGCAUGCUUGGGGGUGUUGAAGCUGCGCUUGGGUUACCAAAAGAAUCACUUCAGAAACCAUUCUAUACCCGUGUUCAGUUAUGGGGUGCAGCUCUUCCAACUAAUACACCUGGCAUCCCCUGCAUCUUUGAUCCUCAGGGAAGAGCUGGUAUAUGUGGUGAUUGGUUACUUGGUUCAAGUUUAGAAUCAGCAGCCUUGAGUGGAAUGGCUCUUGCCAAUCAUAUGGCAGAUUAUUUCCAAGGUGGUGGAGCUCGUCCUGAAGAGUUUGCUGUUGGUUUAAUGAAUGAGUUUCGACCACUUGGAGGACAUGAUAUUGGACAAUUUCCAGGAUUGGAGUCUGAAAAACAAACAAAUGAGGCUCAGGCAUAUGAACUUGCCUCUUGAAGUUGUACUAGACCAUGAAAAUUAUUAUAGUUUUGUGCUAGAGGAAUAUCUGUUACUCAGCAGCUCAUCACCCCAGGUGUAUUGGUUUCUCAGCUCCUUGAAGGAAAUUUUAGACAUCUGGAGUUCAGGGGAAGAGAUAUCACGAUAUUAGUAUCUCAGUUCUCCCAAAUUCCAGCCCAAGUAUGUGAAGCUUAGACUGGCACAAGGGCACCGACUACUCUACCAAUAAUAGAUUUUCAAGACUUAAGCAUGGAAUUGGAAGCUAUUCAAGAUCUUCAAUAAUGCAUGAAAUGGAAUUAUUGUGUGCACUUUGUUGGAUAGUUUUGGUAGAUGUGAUGAUAAUGUAUUUAUUUUAUUUUUGAGAUUUUGAUAGUUGCAAUAGGGGAGAGGGAAUUUGAACCUUGCACCUCUCUGUUACACCGUUUCAGAUUUUGUAUGAUCAAAUUUUAGAUUUUUUAUUCUCAUCAAUUUCAGCCUUUCAGUUCAA